UUCACAUGUACACGCUCUUGUACGCGCAGGUGCUUGAGGAGAAGGAACGAGAAGGCUCCCUCCUAAGUCAACGCCUGUCGAAGCGACCCGGCCUCCUCCAACGCUUUCAGGAUUCCUUGGUGGGCCGCUUCCACACCUUCGACUCCCCCCUGGGCGGGAAGAAGCCCAUCGUAUACGCGGACUGA
Molecule: messenger RNA, 185 nt
Organism: Nannochloropsis gaditana CCMP526
Exons: 2
Coding region: 6-185 (59 amino acids)
Source: RefSeq, a predicted model, not a curated record